Molecule: messenger RNA, 9106 nt
Organism: Solea solea (common sole)
Lineage: Eukaryota; Metazoa; Chordata; Actinopteri; Pleuronectiformes; Soleidae
Gene: col11a2
Product: collagen, type XI, alpha 2
Exons: 65
Coding region: 438-6830 (2130 amino acids)
Biological process (GO): sensory perception of sound; cartilage development; collagen fibril organization
Cellular component (GO): collagen trimer
Molecular function (GO): extracellular matrix structural constituent
Source: RefSeq, a predicted model, not a curated record
UCUCUCUCUCUCAUCACACGCACACACAUACACACAUGCUCUCACUCUUCGUGGGAGAAAGUAAAGAAGGGGAGAGGGAAAGAGAGAGAAGAGAGAGAGCGUGAUUCCAGGUCUCUCUCUGCGGCUCUCUCCACUUUGGGUUCUCGAACCCAUUCUGACUCAAUGGGGCUUUAGCACAAAGGGUUUCAACGUUAAAAUAAAGGAUAUUUAUUCACCCCAAACCCCUUUAGGUGUUUAGGUUUUGUGCAUUAACAUAGUCCGACUCAUUAAGGAAAGGAGAGAGGUAAAGACGUCUGCAGACGAGCCGUCUGCUUUGUCCGUGACCUCUGAGAAAGUUCAGUCGGGAUCCUGUCGUCGGCUGACUUUCUGUAAGAGGAUAAAACUACCACCAUCUCCUACAUUUACAGCACAACCAGCCGCUGAACUGCUGCAGAACUAUGGAUAUUGGAGCUUGUCCUUUCCGGAAGAAACGGAGACAAUGGCGCGUGGACUUCUCAUCCAUCGCCUUGGUGGCGGUGGUGCUCGCUGUAUGCCAAACGACCGUGGUUAGAGCAGACCCAGUGGAUGUGUUGCGGGCUCUUCAGGUUCCGUCUCUCCCUGAGGGCGUGAAGAAAGUUCCCGGCUUCUGCACAUCCCGCCGCUCCAGCAGCCCCGAUCAUGCUUACCGCAUCUCCAAGAAGGCCCAGAUCUCUGCCCCCACCAAGCAGCUCUUCUCAGGUCGUUUCCCAGAGAAUUUCUCCCUCAUGGCUCUGGUUAAGGCCCAGGCAGGUCUGCAGACCUUCCUCCUCUCCAUCUACAGUGAGCAGGGCAUCCAGCAGCUGGGCAUUGAACUGGGACGCUCACCUGUUUUCCUGUACGAGGAUCAGAACGGCAAACCAGCUCCCGAGGACUACCCACUGUUCAAAGGCGUCAACCUGGCUGAUGGCAAGUGGCAUCGCAUCGCCUUCUCUGUUUCCAAGAAAAACGUGACACUGCUGCUCGACUGCAAGAAGAAGAUGACUCGCCCUCUUCCCCGAGGCAACAACGCUGUAGUCGACACCAACGGCAUAACAGUGUUCGGAGCCCGUCUGCUUGAUGAGGAGGUUUUCCAGGGAGAUAUCCAGCAACUGCUGAUCGCCUCCAACCCCCAGGCUGCUUAUGACUUCUGUGAACACUACAGCCCAGACUGUGACUCCCCUCUGCCCAAGACCCAGGCUCAGGACCCCAACACAUACAAGAAGCCACUCAAUGGAAAAGCUGCCCCCACUAAAGCCACACCUGUCAAACCUAAAUCCACUCCACCUAGGCCGGCCAAGACUGGAUCGUACAAACUUGUGGUCAAGCCACCAAUGCCUACCAAAGCCUCAAAGUCCACCGCAGCUAAGUUAUCUAAAACAAAGCCCACUGCAGUAGAGAUCCUCUUGUCGAAGAUCAAACCAACUGCAGCAGCUAAAUCCAAGGCCCCAGCUAAGAAUGGUAAUGGUAAAGCAGCUGCUGAGAAGAAAGCUAACGUUUCCGCUAAAGCCAAUGGCAAUGGAAAAGCUAAUGGCAAUGGCAAUGGCAAAGCUGAAGCUAAACCUACAGCUCAGGUCAAGGUUAAUGGCAAUGCCAAGGUUGUCAUUGAGAAGAAGCUUAUUAGUAUUGGAAAAUCCUCAGCAGAAAAGAAAGCCAAUGGAAAUGGAAAAGCAACUGCUGUGUCUAAGACUAAAGGAAAUGGAAAUGGAAAAGCCACAGCUGAGAAGAAAGCUAAUGGGGAGAUUAAAGUUAACGGCAAAGCUGACAAAGGCAACGGAAAGGUUAUCUCUGUGGUAGAGAAGAAAGGCAUUAGUAAUGGUGCUGCAAAUCAGGCAAAAACUGAAACCACUCCUAAAUCAAAGACUGAGACCGUUUUCAAGGUAGAAAAGAUAGAAAAGACUGUGGUCAGUGCAACCAAAGCAGCUGCCAAAGCAGGGGCUACCAAAGCACCUAAACCCACAAAGGCAUCAAAACCUGAACCCACAAAAGCGGCAAAGGCUGUGGCUACCAAAGCUCAAGCAGCGAAGGUUAAAACAGUGGUCACAAAAGUCCCUCUGGUCAAAUCCACAACAAGCAAAGUUGUGAAAAAUGUGGUCGAAAAGUUUACCAUCACUAAGAAGGCAGCCACGAGUCCUGCCCCUGUCCGACCCACUCCACCCAGACCCACGAAAUCCAAGGUGAUGUUGGACAUUAAUGUCAAAUCCCAGCACAAACCCUUCCCACCAUUUGGCAAGUCGGUGCUGAGUGGAACCGUCGUCCCAGCGAAGAAAAUUACCAACGGUUAUCAACAGGAUGUAGACACUGAAUAUACCGAGGCUGGCCACACCGCUACAGAGACUGAUUAUUACUAUGAGGAGACGGUCCCACUGCCAGAGGGUGAGGUGAUUGGACAUGAAGAGAUCCCUGUGCAGCCCCAGGUGGAGCCACAUUUAGUGGGAGAGGAGGUAGAUGCCACCAAGGCUGGCGGUGCAGGAGAGGAGGUCUUCACUGAGGAGUAUGUGACCGGGGACGUGGGCCUCAAGGAAUACGACUAUUCCUACAGGGACUACAGUGAGCCAUUAGUGGAGACUGGAGAGAUCGAUGCCCACAUGGGCCCUGCCCUGUCCGCUGUGACAGAUGAGGGAGGCGCUGCCAUCAGAGGCCAGAAAGGAGAGAAAGGUGACCCUGCUGUCUUGGAGCCUGGUAUGCUGAUUGAAGGACCUCCAGGACCUGAGGGACCUGCUGGUCCCACCGGCCCCCCUGGCUCUUCAGGACCUCCAGGGUCUGUUGGUGACCCAGGCGAGAGAGGACCUUCUGGUAAACCUGGUCUACCUGGAGCUGAUGGCAUCCCUGGACCUCCUGGAAGCUCAAUCAUGUUGCCCUUCCGUUUUGGUCAGAGUGGAGGAGAUAAGGGUCCUGUUGUUUCUGCACAGGAAGCUCAUGCAGCAGCCAUAUUGUCUCAGGCCAGGAUGGCUCUGAAGGGACCUCCUGGACCAAUGGGAUUCACCGGACGUCCUGGACCCCUGGGAAGUCCUGGAAGUACUGGUCUAAAGGGAGAAAGUGGAGACCCUGGUCCUCAGGGCCCCAGGGGAACCCAGGGAUUGAUGGGACCUCCAGGCAAAGCAGGAAGAAGAGGCCGUGCUGGAGCUGAUGGUGCCAGAGGAAUGCCUGGAGAGAUUGGAUCUAAGGGUGAUCGUGGUUUUGAUGGUCUUCCUGGUUUGCCUGGAGACAAAGGACACAGGGGCGACCCUGGACCAAUGGGACCCCUAGGAUCCCAAGGAGAGGACGGAGAGAGGGGAGACGAUGGAGACAUUGGACCCAGGGGUCUCCCAGGUGAACCAGGACCUCGUGGUUUGCUCGGACCCAAAGGUCCUCCUGGAAUCUCUGGACCUCCUGGUGUACGAGGAAAUGACGGGCCCCACGGUCCCAAAGGAAACUUGGGUCCUCAAGGUGAACCAGGACCUCCAGGUCAGCAGGGAACUCCAGGAACUCAGGGAAUGUCAGGACCUCAGGGAGCCACAGGACCACCAGGAGAGAAAGGUCCCACAGGAAAACCAGGUCUGCCUGGAAUGCCAGGAGCUGACGGUCCUCCCGGUCACCCAGGAAAGGAGGGGCCUGGUGGCACAAAAGGAAACCAGGGUCCCUCAGGUCCUCAAGGACCCAUCGGUUAUCCUGGUCCUCGUGGCAUCAAGGGAACUCAAGGAAUCCGUGGUCUGAAGGGUCACAAGGGAGAGAAGGGAGAAGAUGGUUUCCCUGGUAUUAAAGGAGAUUUUGGUGCCAAGGGAGAGAGGGGUGAGAUUGGAGUACCAGGGCCCAGAGGAGAGGACGGACCAGAGGGGCCAAAGGGUCGUUUUGGACCCCCUGGCGAGAUUGGACCCCUUGGAUUAGUUGGAGAGAAGGGUAAACUUGGUGUUCCUGGACUUCCUGGAUAUCCUGGAAGACAAGGACCAAAAGGCUCUCUUGGAUUCCCUGGAUUCCCUGGUUCAAACGGCGAGAAGGGAACAAGGGGUCUCGCAGGCAAAUCAGGUCCUAGAGGCCAGAGAGGACCAACGGGCCCCAGAGGACAGAGAGGACCACGGGGUGCCACCGGCAAAUCAGGGGCCAAGGGAACUUCGGGCAGUGAUGGUCCUUCUGGUCCUCUUGGAGAGAGGGGAUUGCCUGGGCCUCAGGGAGCCAACGGUUUCCCCGGACCAAAGGGACCUCCCGGACCACCAGGAAAGGAUGGACUGCCUGGACACCCAGGACAGAGAGGAGAAGUUGGUUUCCAAGGAAAGUUGGGUCCACCUGGGCCUCCUGGAGUUGUCGGACCUCAGGGUCCAUCAGGAGAGACUGGACCCAUGGGUGAGCGUGGCCACCCUGGACCCCCAGGUCCACCUGGAGAGCAAGGCCUUUCUGGUCCAUCCGGGAAGGAGGGCACCAAGGGAGACCCUGGUCCCCCUGGAGGCCCCGGUAAAGAUGGGCCCGCAGGUUUGAGAGGCUUCCCUGGAGAGAGAGGACUGCCUGGAACUCCUGGAGGUGGAGGGCUGAAGGGAAGUGAAGGACCUGCUGGACCUCCUGGACCUGCUGGCUCUUCUGGUGAGAGGGGACAACCUGGUACUGCUGGACCUGUUGGACCACCUGGCAGACCUGGUCCUCAGGGGCCUCCAGGACCCGCUGGAGAGAAGGGAGUUCCUGGAGAGAAAGGCCCGCUUGGCCCGGCAGGUCGUGAUGGCGUUCAGGGACCCGUGGGUCUGCCUGGCCCCGCUGGAUCACCUGGAGUACCUGGAGAGGAUGGAGACAAGGGUGAGGUCGGAGAACAUGGUCAGAAGGGCGCCAAGGGAGGAAAAGGAGAACAUGGUCCUCCUGGUCCACCCGGGCCAAUGGGUCCCGUCGGUCAGCCUGGUCCUGCUGGUGCUGAUGGAGAGCUUGGUCCCAGAGGCCAGCAGGGGCAUUUUGGAACUAAAGGUGAUGAAGGAAUCAGAGGAUUCCCUGGAGCUCCAGGACCAAUUGGACUGCAGGGGCUGCCAGGGCCGCCAGGUGAGAAGGGAGAGACGGGAGAUGUUGGACCUCUGGGACCUCCUGGACCUCCAGGACCCCGUGGACCUGCCGGACCCAACGGUGCUGAUGGUACUCAAGGUCCUCCUGGUGGUUUGGGUAAUCCUGGACCUGCUGGAGAGAAGGGAGAGCCUGGUGAGUCUGGACCGCCUGGAAUUGUUGGAGAGCCUGGAAAGAAGGGUCCUCGCGGAGAACUCGGAGAGAAGGGAGAAGCUGGACAACCUGGAACUGCUGGACCUGCCGGUGGACGAGGUCGACCAGGAGAUGACGGACCCAAAGGAAACCCGGGUCCUGUUGGUUUCCCUGGUGAUCCUGGUCCACAUGGUGAAGUUGGACCCAGAGGUCAAGAUGGUGCAAAGGGAGAGCGAGGAGAAGAUGGUGAACAAGGAGAAUCUGGCUCCCCUGGACCUUCUGGUGAGAACGGACCUCCUGGCCCCCCAGGAAAGAGGGGUCCUGCUGGAACAAGAGGACCAGAGGGACGUCAGGGAGAGAAGGGAACCAAGGGAGACUCAGGAGCUGUUGGCCCACCAGGAAAAACUGGCCCUGUCGGCCCCCAGGGCCAACCAGGAAAACCAGGAACAGAAGGUCUCAGGGGACUUCCAGGACCAGUGGGUGAGCAAGGAUCUCCAGGACUUGCUGGGCAGAAAGGACCACCUGGACCUCUUGGACCUCCUGGUUUGCCUGGUCUGCGUGGAGACCCAGGUGCCAAGGGAGAGAAGGGACACCCAGGUCUUAUUGGGCUUAUCGGACCCCCAGGAGAGCAGGGAGAGAAGGGAGACCGUGGUCUAUCCGGGCCUCAGGGAUCUUCUGGACCCAAAGGAGAGCCUGGAAUGUCUGGAGGAACCGGACCACUUGGCCCUGCUGGUCCCCCUGGUCUGCCUGGUCCCCAAGGUAUCAAAGGAGCUAAAGGUUCUUCUGGAGGAGCUGGUCCGAAGGGAGAAAAGGGUGUUCAAGGAACUGCUGGACCUCCUGGCCCACCAGGUGAAGUCAUUCAGCCCUUGCCAAUCCAGAGGAGUCCCAAGUCCAAGCGCUCCAUUGACGCCAGCCAGUUGCUCCCAGAGUCCGACGCUGACAUGCCUGCGUCUGAUGCCACUGGCACCGAGUUCCUGAUGGGCAGCGAAGGCAUGGAGGAGAUCUUUGGCUCUCUCAACUCACUUCGCCAGGAGAUUGAGACCAUGCGGUUCCCUCUGGGCACCCAGGACAGUCCUGCCCGCACCUGCCAGGACCUGUACCUCAGUCAGCCAGACCUCAAAGACGGAGAGUACUGGAUUGACCCCAACCAGGGCUGCUCUAGAGACUCCUUCAAGGUCUUCUGUAAUUUCACGAAUGGAGCAGAGACAUGCCUGUAUCCCAGCAAGAACAUCAACUCGGUGAAGAUGAGCUCCUGGGACAAAGAGACCCCAGGAUCCUGGUACAGUCAAUUCAAGACUGGUAGCAAGUUCUCCUAUGUGGACUCUAAUGGCGAGCUAGUGGGCGUGGUCCAACUGGGCUUCCUGCGUCUCCUAAGCAUCCAGGCCCAUCAGAAAAUCACCUACCACUGCCACCGUUCUGUGGCCUGGGCCGACCAAAGUGCCAAGAACAACUACAACAGGGCGCUGCACCUGCAGAGCGCCAACGAGGAGGAGCUGAGCUACGAGACCAACCCUUACAUUAAAGCCUUGGUCGACGGCUGCUCUUAUCGAAAGGGCUUUGACAGGACAGUCCUGGAGAUCAACACGCCGCAGGUGGAGCAUCUCCCUCUGCUGGAUAUCAAGGUGUCAGACUUUGGGGAGAGCAACCAGCAGUUUGGCUUUGAAGUGGGACCUGUCUGUUUCCAAGGCUAAAAACAUACACACAAACGCAUACAUAUCCAGAAAACAACAUGCACACACAUGCACUUAGAGACACACUUAUACAUCAUAAACAUACAUGCCCAGUAAUUUGUAAAUUAUCUUGUAAAUGAUAUGAAACAAACACACAGACACACACACACACACACACACACAUACACACACAUACACAGAUGCUGUUGUGAGACAAACACACAAAGCACUCACACUUAAGUACGUGCCUGGGAAAAGUGACAUCCUCCCAACAAUUAAUGGACGUCAAAAUAAAAGCAAAGAGGAGAGAAAUAAUAAUUUAAAAAAAACUUGGGAAGAGAAAAAAAAAGAGACCAACGCUCGGUGGCACGUCAGCGAGGAAGGAAGAAAAAAGCCGGAGUUUUCUUCAGAGAAAGUGUUUUUCUCUACCAGCAGCAAAUGAGAGAGAAAAGAGAGUAAGCUGGCAACUCGAGGCCUUAAGGCCUCAUCACCUCCACCCCUCUGUCUCCCUCUGAUCCCCCUCUCACUCCUCUCUCCUCCCCGCUGUGUCUCUUUCUUUGACCCCACUCAUCUCACCUGCUCUACCUCCCCUUCUUCUGUGACUCCACCUUCACACUGCGAGCAGCUUGAUUGACAGUUUCACUCCUUAAUGACCAAAGGUGCUCGAGGCUCCUGUAAUUGCUGUCCGCUUCCACAAUGUUCCAAACAGUGGCUUUGUGUUGUGGUUUAUUCUUUCAGUCGUUCAUAGGGCUGGGUAUCAAAUGUCAAUACUUCAGUGGAAUGGACUGGGUAUCGAACUUUCUCUGUAUCACCUAAUAUCACAAACGUGUUGUAAUAUUUUGGUAGCAGUGGUGUUCAUUUAAACAGGGAUUGUGAGCCAAUAAGCAUGCAGCAUGUUGUUUGACUGAGAUCUUAUGGCUAGAACACAAAUAAAUUUACCAUAAUGUGCCAUGUAAUUUUUUUUUGUUAAAACCGAUUUAAUAAAAUUGAUAUCAAAAGUAUCAUUCAGGAAUCGGUAUCAAAGUCCAGAUAACGUUAUCAAUGCUGUAUCAAAUGUUCUGAUCAUUACCCAGCCCCUUGCUGAUCAUUCAGAUAGAAAGUUGCUGAGAAUUGAGAGCUUUUUUUAAUCAACUUUUCAUCUGACAAAACGUCUCAUGAAGAACCAACAUCAAACAGUUGACGACCCAAGAUCUUAGAUGUUAACAAACCUCAGUGCCACCUCUGUAAAUCUCUUAGGUUGUUACAUCAAAAGACCAAAGAAUAAACUCUGCCUGUUUCCAUUUCAGCGGCGUCCUGCUCGUUGGACUGAUCAGUUUUUAUUUCACUCAAACUGAUAUCUGACUGGUUUUCUCCUCAUGGCCACCUCGCAGUGUCAAUAAAACUGAUGAUUCAUUUUUGAUAGUAAUGUGAUUCAGUGAGGUUAAAGUGCUUCCAAUUUUUUUUCUUUAAACUGGACGAGCUUUCCUCAGCCUCAAAAAUUGUAUUGUUUUUUUUUCCAUCGAAGCAAACCUGCUGCGUGCAGUGAGUCGGGCCAGGAGACGUGUCCUCACCAUAAAUAAGUGAAUUUUAAAGCCAUUAUUUUUAUAAACUGUGCUGAACAUGUUAACGGUGCCUGAUUCUUCAUUGUCUGUCAAUCAUGGGUCACUACCACACUUCCCGGGUCACUUUCAGGGUUCUUUGAUUAUUGUUUUUGCAUCCCAGUACAAAACAUCAUCAUCAUUAUCAUUGUCGUCAACAUGGGGGUUUAAAUAUGUAAAAUCACAGUCAAAGUUUCCUCUUUCUCUUUUUAUUUUUGCAGCAGUGAAUAAAGUGCAGGCUUUACUGAAAGGUGCUAAUUAUACCAAAGCAUAAAUGUCUUAGUCCUCCAUUUUCUUUAGACUAUUUUUUUUAUAAACAUAAUUUCAUAAUGCUUUUUACUGGGGAAAAUGUGCAUUACAUUCCAUUUGUACAGAAAUAGUGAUAUUCUAUUGUAUUUAUUUAAAACAAACAGGGUGCUUAAAGAUUUAAAGAGGAAAAAGAAGAACCACCAAAUCUUCCAGUCAAAUGUGGUAUGUUUCAUUUGUAUUUAUUUCCUGCAGCUGACACUUGAAGGUCGAGUGAAGCGAGUGACUUGCAUGUUGAACUCACUGCCAGCCUGAGUUAUGGUGCUUCUAUUCACGCCCUUUCCAAACCAAAUAAUCUGUGGCCAUAUUUUUAUUGUAAUAUCCCUUCUUUUAGUGUUUUCAUCAACUGUACUGUGCUGUUUAAAUUUUGCCUCCACUGUAAUGAUUAAAUGGUGACUCUCCAUUUCUGUCACA